Messenger RNA from Zerene cesonia (dogface butterfly), 1016 nucleotides. Its product is annotated as ommochrome-binding protein-like. Gene Ontology annotation, molecular function: protein binding. The transcript is spliced from 2 exons. The record is from RefSeq and is a predicted model, not a curated record. The coding region runs from base 115 to 963 and encodes 282 amino acids. Lineage: Eukaryota; Metazoa; Arthropoda; Insecta; Lepidoptera; Pieridae.
UCAUAACCCAGUGUUUAUCCUUGUGCUAUUCGAAUCAUCGAUAUUUAUAAGCAAUGCUGAGUAUUAUCAGUGUGUUAUUGUAAGUAUUGCAAGAAACACUCCUCAAACGAUAAUAUGAAGCUUUUAAUACUCCUAGCCGUUCUAACUCUUGCUCAAUCUCGAUAUACAGAAGACAAAUGUAGCGGUAUCAUCGUACAUAAUUUUAAACAUGAAAAGGAAGUGUUAAAAUCUGAGGUGACGAGUCCCUACCAACUGGCCAUCGACUACGAUACAAAUACUGUGUUUUUUAGUUAUUCAUCAGAAGGAGAGAACGUUUUUGAAUCGGCAUUCAUUAAUUUGAAAACGAAUGAAUUUGGAAACAUUCCCGGAAUCAGUGGAGGGUUUGCAAACGCAGUGGACAGUAAGAAAAAUAUCGUGUAUUUAGGAGGAAGAGACGGUAUUUAUAAAUACAAUUACGAAUCCAAGAAGGCUGAACAUUUAGACACAACUAAUGAUAAUAUCUGGCAAUUGUUUUAUAAAGAUGCCUUAUAUUAUUCUAGGUAUCCUGAUGAAACUGCCUUUGUAUUGAAGAACAACAAAUUUGAAAAGGUUCCAGAGUUGGGAAAUACAAGAGCCUUUUUAAUUGGUCUAGACAAUUAUAGAAAUAUUUACUUUUCAAACUCCUCUGGUUUGUUUUUCUAUAAAAUGGCAAAUGGCUUAAUUGAUUAUGUAGGAGACUUUAAUGUCAAUGGUUUUACAUCAGAUAUCAACGGGAAUUUAUUUUUCUCAACACCUGAUGGUAUUUUCUUCAUUAACGUGGAUAAAAAGGAAGUGGAGAGAAUAGCAGAAAUUGAUAGUGUUUAUGGAGUCGCAAUAGAAGCAGAUGGAAAUAUUUUAUAUGCAUCCUACGACAGUAUCAUUAGAUUAAAAGCAACUAAAAACUUAUGUCCUGUAGAAGACUACAAAAUUUCCUUUGCAGUUUAAUCAAAUCUUUCUUACUAUUUUAUUAUAAUAAAACUGAUUAAUUUGGUUUUUCU